Messenger RNA from Aspergillus luchuensis, 1497 nucleotides. Its product is annotated as fungal specific transcription factor domain-containing protein. The record is from RefSeq and is a predicted model, not a curated record. The transcript has 5 exons. NCBI's taxonomy places the organism in Eukaryota, Fungi, Ascomycota, Eurotiomycetes, Eurotiales, Aspergillaceae. Bases 1 to 1497 code for a protein of 498 amino acids.
AUGUCUCUGCGCGCCCUCUGGAAGGCCGUCAGACACCUCAAACAGAUCACACGGCCUGCUCAGGAUGAUGCUCUCUGGUCACGGCCAGUUAUCAAGCAUCUGUGGUAUUCGUUCCUCAACAACCUACCCCUCCUCCAUUUCUUGAAGGAUCAGAGUGCUUUCGCAUCACCGUCUCCCCUUUUACUUGCAUCAGUUCUAUUCAUAUCCGCUCUUCAUGGCCCGUCCAAUGAUCUAUCGGAGUUUACGAAAGGAUACUUUGUCGCCCAGUGUUGCGCAAUCGCCGAGCUUGUCAACCCAGUGCCAUACACUCCUCCAUGGGAGAUAUUUGGGAACAGCGCAGAAGACCCUGAUCAAUCCUUAUGUACUAAGGACGAUUCGCUGACUUUUCAGAACAUCCUCGGUCUAAUUAUGGCCAGCUUGGGCUCAGAAGCUUAUGUGCCAACUACUGGCACAUGGAUAGCCAUCGCGUAUCGCCUCUUACUCGAUCACACACCGCGCGAAGUCGAACACACGACUCACGACUGGGCUGGACUGUUCUCAGGUCUCCAGGUAAUCGAUAUUGAGCACGCUUCCAUGCAUAUGUGUUGUCCCCUAUUACCUGAACAACCACCCCUAUCCACCCUUGCCCAAUUCAACGCCCGCAAAGAAAAUGCUUUCCAUGGCCUCGCCCAAAUGAUGCAUCACGGACUCAGUCAUUUUGUUGGAAGAGGUCUCCCCACUAUAUGGUCUUUUGUAAGCGCAAAAGAGCGUGAGGUCCUCUCACCGAUCCGGACACCCUUCACCGAUGAAGAUGCACGGGUUAUCCGCCUUUGGGCCCGGAAAUUGGACGACUGGCUAGUUCGAUAUAAUGCUGCAUCUCAGCCAUCCCCUUCUGAUCGCCAGGGCAUACUAAUCCUCCUACAAUACCAUCUACACAAACUAUACGUCCUAUCCAUAUAUCAUCCGGCCAGAGGAUUCGAUCUAGGUUCUACGGAUAUCGCACCAGCCGAAAGACACGAACUACUAGUCUCAGCCCGUGCAGUUCUGCGGCUUCGUCUAGACGACGCUAGUAUAUGGUCCAACUGGGAUCUGAUAAUGGUAACAUUCGCAGCCAUGCUACUACUCCGAGGGAUCGAAGACGGCGUACUACACCAAGACGACCUUCAGCUAAUUGAAAAGCACAUCGACAGUCUGAAGAGGAACCAUUCAUCUGUGCCAAGCAUCCAUAGCGUACUGGCUGAUCGACUCGAGUCGGGCCUACAGAGCAUGCAUACACCGCCUGAAAUGGGACCAGAUUUUGCAUUCCUCGCUCCGGAAGAGGAUUAUUCUUGGGCGAUCUUUGAUCAGGAGAUUUUGUCUCUGGCGAAUCCGCCGUGGCUGUAUGAGAGUAUUCCUCCCCUUGGGGAGAUGCCAAGAACAGAUGAGAAUCAGGGUGAAUUGUCGGCGCGAUUGGAGUAUUCUGCUUUGGCGCAGGGAGGUGCGGAAGCUCUGGGUGGGGGUGGUAUCGGAUAUAAUUGA